This is a messenger RNA of Coregonus clupeaformis (lake whitefish), 2553 nucleotides long. RefSeq lists its product as uncharacterized. NCBI's taxonomy places the organism in Eukaryota, Metazoa, Chordata, Actinopteri, Salmoniformes, Salmonidae. Gene Ontology annotation, cellular component: intermediate filament. The coding region runs from base 35 to 2476 and encodes 813 amino acids. The record is from RefSeq and is a predicted model, not a curated record. The transcript is spliced from 6 exons.
UUCAUCCAGUAGGAGAGGAGAAAGGGAUCUGGGCAUGGAGGACCAAGAGUCUAAGCUGCCGAUGGACCCGGAAAUCUGCUUCGAUCCGCUGUUCAUCGAUGAGGAAGACCAGUAUGGGGAUGAGGGUGUUGAAGAGGAGACCGGCGCUUCCUUCCAGCCUCUCCUGGGAGUUACCAGUACAAAAACACUCCUGACUGGCUCGGCUCACAGUCAGUCCUCCCUGUGGGAUACCUACAGGGACACACACUUGGAUGAGACAAAAACCCAGUUCAAGGACCCCAUGUUUAGGAGUGUAGGUGAAACUAGAGACUCCUUUGGGCCUCACCUAUUGGCGACCGACACCAACACACACCUAAGUGGGUUAGGACAGAUCCAGCCACACCUUAGUGGGUUAGGACAGAUCCAGCCACACCUUAGUGGGUUAGGACAGAUCCAGCCACACCUUAGUGGGUUAGGACAGAUCCAGCCACACCUUAGUGGGUUAGGACAGAUCCAGCCACACCUUAGUGGGUUAGGACAGAUCCAGCCACACCUUAGUGGGUUAGGACAGAUCCAGCCACACCUUAGUGGGUUAGGACAGAUCCAGCCACACCUUAGUGGGUUAGGACAGAUCCAGCCACACCUGAGGGAGAUGGAUGACCUGUUGAAGAGUUGUGAGGACAUGACAGGCGUGUCCUUCGACUCUCAGCUGUCCACCAGGUACACAGACACACACCUGAGUGGACCAGCUCAGGACCAGAACCAGUCGGACAUACAGAAGAUGGAUGCCAUGAUGGGGAGCUGUGGUGGGAAUGAUAGUCCCACACGUGCCACCAUCCUGACCUACACAGACACACACACGGAGAACCAGUGCCAAAGUCACCUGAAGGAGGUGGAAUCCAUUUUGGAUCAGAGUGGAGCCACAGGAGCCGCUGUCCAGCCUCAGUUGCCUCCUCUUACCUCCGCAGGCACUCAGCUGAGUGGCACUAUGGCUGAGUAUCAGACAGAGCUAAUGGCGAUGCUGGCCAUGUUAGAGAACUGUAUGGAGGAGGCAGGGAUUACCUUUGACCCUUUAGAGUGGACUUACCCCAGCUUACCCAAAGGAUAUGGCCAACCCAACCCCAACAUGAAUAAGGGAACACAAGACAGACACGUGGAGAGAGGAGUAGCAAUGCAACGACACAUGGAGUCUGUGGGGAAUACCAAGACUGGAGGACUGGAGUCUGGGGGAUGUGUGGAUCUGAAGCCAUAUUUGGGCAGUACCUUCGGCCAAUUUGAGCCCCCAAGCUACCAAGCUAUCUCCACAGAAAGACACUCAGAUGAGUUAGGAGGCUGUGGAGAGACACACACAAGAGGACACAUGUCCAGGGUGUGUGAAGAGGACACAGAAGGACAUGUCUCCGGUGUGUCUCUGGGGGACACAGAGGCUCACAUUAUGUGGGGCCAACAACUAGAGACAGGGGUGGGACGGGUGGAGUUGAGGGGUUCCGUGCAGGAGUUGGAAGUGUUGGGGACUGUGCUGGAGGGGUGCAUCGAGGAGGUGGGGAGGCUGGAGAAGAGACGGGAUGAACUGAUGGGAGAGCUAAAGGCACUAAGGGAGGAGAAGACUGGGACAGAGGAAGGGAGUGAAGGAGGGCAGGCGGCACAGUUAAGGCAGGUGCUGAAUAUUGAGGCAGAUGGGAGGAGGGAGGCACGGGUUAAGGAGUGGCAGUCUUUGAGGGCUGAGAGGAGUGAGGAGCAGAGGAGGCUGUCCAGUGUGCGUCUGGAGAGGCAGGGUCUUCAGGAGGAGAUGAGGAGGCUAAAGAGGAGGCUGUUCUCUGUCGCCAGGGAGAGUGCUCACAACCAGGUCAUCCUGGCAACCCAGCAGCGUGAGGUUGCCCAGCUAAACAAAGAACAGAUGGAACUUGACACACUGAUCAUCCAGCUGACUGAGGAUGUGUCUCAGCUCCGCUCCACCCACCAGACCCAGCUCUCCACCCUGCAGUCCCAGCUCCAGACCCCCAGCCAGACACCCAACCCCAUAGAGGAGCUGACCCAGAGCAAGAGGAACUCCUGUGGGGACAUACAGCAGUACCUGCAGGGGAGUCUCAAGGCCCUGGAGGAACGGUAUGAGCCAAUGCUGCUGGCCCUGUUGAAGAGGAGGGAGGGGACAUCAGAGGCCCUGGUGAAGGCCAGGCAGCAGGCCCAGGAGCUGAGGACCCGCCGGGGGCCCCUGAGGGAGGAGGGACAGAGGCUGGGGCUGCAGAGGGCCUGCCUGGAGGAGAGACUCAAACUGAUGGAGACCCACAGGAGAGAGGACGUGGAGCAGUACAGGGAGACAGUGGACAGGCUGGAGGAGACUAGCAGAGAGCAGAAGAUGGAGCUGCAGAUCCAGAAAAGGAAAACCAAGGAGAUGGAGGAACUGAGAGACAGCCUUACUAAAGAACUCUACCUGUACAGAGGCAAUGUCGAGGACGAUAACAAGAAUGAUCUAACCAGUGUGAAGGAGAAAACAUGACCAUUGGGACAAAUAGAAGUCAAAUAUACACUGAGUGUACAAAACAUUAAGAACACCUUCCUACUAUUGAGUUGCAC